UAGUACUGGUGUUAAUGACUUCUUUGAAUUUACUGUCUUUAGAUUUUUAGAAUGUAAAUGAUUUUUAAUUAUGCUAAUUAUGCAGUGCUUUAGGCUAUAAAAACUUUAUUGCAACAGUUAACAUUAUCUUUAGUGCUUUUAAAAAUAAGCUAUAACGUAAAUUGUAAGGUUAUGUAGUCACAGACACACACACUUCAAAAACUAAUUAAAAUGGGUGUCUUUUCCAAAUUGGGUGCGUUCUUGAACCGUCACCGCAAUAAAUUUUUCGUCGGCGGCGUCCUGGUUUCAGGCUCGAUCUUAUUAACGCGAUACGCGCAGCACCGACUGCAAGAAUGGCAGCAAAACGAGGCGAAGGAGUUCUUCGAACGGACCCGUAAGCAGCAGCACUACGAAAGUACGGAACGUACGUGCAAUCAGACGAUUUUAAACCUCAUUAAUCCCCUAAGUGAAUCGCUAAUGAAGGCAACUGCGGAUAUAGACGAGAUUUUAGCGGAGCUACGCGUGAAUCCCGCGAACAAACUCGAGCUGUGGGAGAGACUGAAGGUGUUGGUGUUUACGAAGGUAACGUGCCUGGUUUACGUCUGCAGUAUACUGACGGUAAUGCUAAGGGUACAGAUCAACAUGGUCGGCGGCUACCUCUACAGGGAUCCCGCUUCGAUAUCGGCCGACCUACAAGAGAACUACCUGUCCAACUGCAAGGACCUGCUCAAUUCGGGACUGGAUAGGUUAGUCGCCUUCUUCGGCGAAAAAAGCAAGAACGUCUUGGAGGCGAUUCCGCUAAAUCGCAAUCUAAAAAUCGACGAGCUCGAGAAGAUCUUCUGGGCGAUUCAGGUGUCGGCGAGGGAGUCACGCGAGGAUCCUGUCAACAAGUUAAGGCAGUACGUUUUUACGGAAAACGGCAUCGACGACGCGGUUUACAAAUCCGUGGUUCAAGACACGCUAGACCUGCUGGAGAGCGAAGAUACGAAACUCCUGAUGACAUCGUGCAUCGAUCGAAGUUUCGUCACCCUAUGCGACCAGAUCUCCGAGUUUUACGGCCCGAACAUGAAGGACGAGUUCGUGCACACGUCCGACGUUAAGGUCGCGAUGGCCAAGCUCAUUCCGAUCAUCAACGGCCUGUUCUCGAAGAACGCGUUAAUCAAUAGCCUGAUUCAGCAGCUGAUAGCGAACGAAAAAUUGAAAGUGUUAGGUGCGAAUGUGUACGAGGCAUUUAGUUUUAGUAACAAUAAUUUUGUUUAGCACUGACAAAUAAGAGAUUGUUAUUGUUUAUUA
Messenger RNA from Photinus pyralis (common eastern firefly), 1272 nucleotides. RefSeq names its product peroxisomal biogenesis factor 3. The record is from RefSeq and is a predicted model, not a curated record. Gene Ontology annotation, biological process: protein import into peroxisome membrane. Lineage: Eukaryota; Metazoa; Arthropoda; Insecta; Coleoptera; Lampyridae. Gene Ontology annotation, molecular function: protein-macromolecule adaptor activity. The transcript is spliced from 4 exons. Gene Ontology annotation, cellular component: peroxisomal membrane. Bases 211 to 1239 code for a protein of 342 amino acids.